AUGGCAGACCACGAUCGUCGGCAUCAUGGUUAUCGAGGUGGUGGUGGACGCAAGCGCAGAUACAGAGAUGACGAUGACUUUGAUCGCCGAGCCCCGAGACGUCGAUAUGAAGAACCCCUCGGUUCGAGGGUGAGGAGACAAUUGUUGUUGAUUGCCGAAUCGCCCGCCCGUAGAGUGGAAGAUGAUGUUGUUUAUAUUGCUCGAAUGGUCGCCGAUAAUACCGAGGAUGAAGAUGUUCGCGACGCCUUUUUCGAAACUGUUAUUCAGCUAACCCUCGAACAACCCUUCAAAAUCCCGUUCAUCGCUGCUAUUGUUCUAGUCAUCAACACCCUUAAACCCGACUUUGCCGCCGAGGGUUUAAAGAAAGCAAGCUCGGCGACGCAGGAUGCUCUCAAUGCCGGCGUAUGGCGCGAUGUUAAGCUGCUGGUGCGUCUGUUGGGUUGCUUGCAAGGGAUAUUUGAAGGUGAUGGCGUGUUUGUGAUUUUGGAGGAUUUGUUUUCGAGAGCAGUUGAUUUGCAGACGACGUCUUCGGAAGAUUCAUUGGGUCUCGAACUUGUCAAAAUUAUCCUUCUCACUAUCCCAUACAUCAUGUCAUCUUCUGCGACAGGCUUCGAAAGUCAGGCAACGGCCCUUCUCGAAAAGACGGAAAUCAUUGCAUCCACUCCACACUCGCUGGAAGCCCUUGUGACUCCAUUCACAUUCGACAGUGAAAUUUCGGAGCCCCUGCAGAGUUUCAUUGGACUCUUGCAAACGCAGCUACAGAAUGAAUCAGCGAACCGAAACUGGGAACUCAAAUGCCUCCCUCGUCCUUGGAAAUCUCUCGAACUACCAAAAAAGAAGCAAGAAAAGGAAGGCGAAGGGGAAGACGAAGGGGAAGACAAAAUGGAAGAAACGCUGUCACUUGAAAAUGCCGCCAAGCAUGCUUUGCCCACAGUUGUUGUACCGGAUCCUGUGAAGAAUGGACCAAAGGCUAUAUACCCAGAAGUCUACUAUUCGGUGUACUUGGAGCAAGAUAUGGAGACCGUGCCUGGAUCGGGAGAAAUUACCUCAACCUUACUACGAGAUGCAUUGGUUGACACGAUCAACAUUAUGGAUUUCAACCGUAUGGCAGUUGCCAAGUUCCUUAUCGAUGUGGAUUGUUACUUCUCACCAGGAAUAUUUGUGAAACGAGCGACGCCCUUUGACAAACUCCGUGAAUUCCCUACAGACAAACCAACGUGGAAGCCGGAAGAUGUUGCCGUGGACGCUGUUUUCUCGCAGCUCUUUCAAUUACCGGCACCUGAACAUAAACUCGUUUAUUAUCAUUCUGUGCUGACGGAGUGCUGCAAGAUUGCACCAGCUGCUAUUGCGCCUAGUCUUGGUCGUGCCAUUCGAUUCUUGUAUCGGAAUUUGGAACGAUUUGAUGUUGAUCUGGUCUCGCGGUUCUUGGAUUGGUUCUCGCAUCAUUUGAGUAAUUUCGGGUUUACCUGGAAAUGGACUGAGUGGAUUGAUGACUUGCAGCUUCCUGAGAUCCAUCCCAAGAUGGCAUUCAUCACUGGCGCAUUGGACAAGGAGAUCCGCUUGAGUUUUGCCCAACGUAUCAAGGGGACACUUCCUGAACCAUACCAGCCUCUCAUUACAGAAGGCAAGGAGCAAGACACACCAGACUUCAAAUACACUUUAGAGACGACACCAUAUAGCAAACAAGGAUUGGAAUUGAUGCAACUCAUCCGCAAGAAAGCUUCCGACGAAGAAAUCGAGCCAGUCAUUGCAGAGAUCGAGACUCAAGCUAAAGAACACGGGAUUGAGGACCCAAUAGUCCCAUCCACUGACGCAUUUGUCACAUCUAUAUGCUACGUUGGAUCCAAGUCACUAUCUCAUGUUCUGUCAUGUAUUGAGAGGAACAAAGAACGACUCUUGGCCAUUGGCCCUCGCUCUGCACCCGGUCGACGACAAAUCAUCACCUCCGUCAUGGAGUACUGGGUUGACCAACCUGGCAUUGCAAUCAACAUCAUCGACAAGCUACUAAACUACACAAUCCUCACUCCACUUUCGGUGAUUGAGUGGGCGUUGCUCGACCACAUUGACGCGGGAAGAAUUCUUGCCAAAGCUCACAUCUACGAAAUGCUCUCCUCCACAGUCGGCAAAGUGACGAAUCGUAUCCGCCAAAUCGUGGCUGCCAGAACACAGCGCGGUCUCUACGAGCCACAACUAAGCGUUCUCGACGAGACGCUCAACCGCGAAAAGGCUGAUAUGCAAACAUUAUUCACUCUGAUUGAAGACUCGAUCGCACCUGUGGCUGCAGGUAGCAACGAUGAACUCAUGGAGCGAAGCGAAGAUGACCCAAGCACCCGCGACGAGAACGAAAUCAUUCGACGCUGGGCUGUGCGCUGGAGACGCGUGUUUCAGCGGAAAGCGGCUGUCGAAGCUGCCUUUAUAGCUGAUGCGAUGCUCAACGCAACACCUUUGGGGACCAUGUCUCCUCCUACACCACCUCCUGCUGAUGAUGCAGUGCAGGCGGAGGAGAGGGUGAUUGAAGAGUUGGCUGCGAAUGGGGAUAUGGAUCUUGCGGAUAUUUCGUAA
Molecule: messenger RNA, 2562 nt
Organism: Talaromyces marneffei
Lineage: Eukaryota; Fungi; Ascomycota; Eurotiomycetes; Eurotiales; Trichocomaceae
Exons: 7
Coding region: 1-2562 (853 amino acids)
Biological process (GO): mRNA export from nucleus; nuclear-transcribed mRNA catabolic process, nonsense-mediated decay
Cellular component (GO): nucleus; nuclear cap binding complex
Molecular function (GO): RNA cap binding; mRNA binding
Source: RefSeq, a predicted model, not a curated record